Messenger RNA from Talpa occidentalis (Iberian mole), 5661 nucleotides. RefSeq names its product ATPase phospholipid transporting 8B1 (gene ATP8B1). Gene Ontology annotation, biological process: Golgi organization; phospholipid translocation. NCBI's taxonomy places the organism in Eukaryota, Metazoa, Chordata, Mammalia, Eulipotyphla, Talpidae. Gene Ontology annotation, molecular function: ATP hydrolysis activity; ATP binding; magnesium ion binding. The transcript has 28 exons. Bases 258 to 4013 code for a protein of 1251 amino acids. The record is from RefSeq and is a predicted model, not a curated record. Gene Ontology annotation, cellular component: plasma membrane.
GAUGGGGACGGGGGAUUACACUGUUCUGCAGUGACUAUGGAUGGCUUCCUUGUGCUGAGACUUAACUCUUUGCGCCAUCAGGGAGGCCCUCCUUCCAGUUCUUGUGAGCAAGAUGCAUGUGCCAGGAUGCACUUACACUCUUUGUCUUAGAACUAGGAGGUGUUUUUCUUAUUAAUCAAGACUUUGAAAUACUGGGUCAGUAAAGCCAAUCAAAAGAGGUCUGCAGGUGUGUAAGGUAGUUCCUAUUUGUCAGCAGAAUGAGUACAGAAAGAGACUCCGAAACAACAUUUGAGGAGGAUUCUCAACCUAACGAUGAAGUGGUUCCCUACAGUGACGAUGAAACAGAAGAUGAACUUGACGACCACGAGCCUCCGGUUGAGCCAGAACAGAACCGGGUCAACAGAGAAGCAGAGGAAAACCAGGAACCGGUCAGAAAAGAUUGUACAUGGCAAGUCAAAGCAAAUGAUCGAAGCUUCCAUGAACAACCUGAUUUUAUGAACACAAAGUUUUUGUGUCUUAAGGAGAGCAAAUAUGCGAAUAAUGCAAUUAAAACGUACAAGUACAAUGCGUUUACCUUUCUACCAAUGAAUUUGUUUGAGCAGUUCAAGAGAGCAGCCAAUUUCUAUUUCCUGGUUCUUCUUAUCUUGCAGACGAUCCCUCAAAUCACAACCCUGGCAUGGUAUACCACCCUGCUGCCCUUUCUUUUAGUGCUGGGCAUCACAGCCAUCAAAGACCUGGUAGAUGAUGUGUCUCGCCAUAAAAUGGAUAAUGAAGUCAACAACAGGAUGUGUGAAGUCAUUAAGGAUGGCAGAUUCAAAACUGCCAAGUGGAAAGAGGUUCAAGUUGGAGAUGUCAUACGUCUGAAGAAAAAUGAUUUUAUUCCUGCUGACAUCCUGCUGCUUUCCAGCUCUGAGCCGAACAGCCUGUGCUAUGUGGAAACCACUGAACUGGAUGGAGAAACCAAUUUGAAGUUCAAAAUGGCUCUUGAAAUCACACACCAGUAUCUCCAAAUAGAAAAUUCAUUGGCAAAAUUUGAUGGUUUAGUUGAAUGUGAAGAACCCAAUAACCGACUGGAUAAGUUUACAGGAACGCUAUUUUGGAGAAACACAAAUUUUCCUUUGGAUGUGCAUAACAUUUUGUUGCGUGGCUGUGUGAUUAGGAACACAGAUUUCUGCCAUGGACUGGUCAUUUUUGCAGGUGCUGACACUAAAAUAAUGAAGAACAGUGGGAAAACCAAAUUUAAAAGAACUAAAAUUGAUUACUUGAUGAACUACGUGGUUUAUACGAUCUUCGUUGUUCUCAUCCUCCUCUCUGCUGGUCUUGCCAUUGGCCAUGCUUACUGGGAAGCGCAGGUGGGCAAUUAUUCUUGGUACCUCUAUGAUGGAGAAGAUGCUACACCCUCCUACCGUGGAUUCCUAAAUUUCUGGGGCUACAUCAUUGUUAUGAACACCAUGGUGCCCAUCUCUCUCUAUGUCAGCGUGGAAGUGAUUCGUCUUGGGCAGAGCUACUUCAUAAACUGGGACCUGCAGAUGUACUACCCCGAGAAGGACACACCCGCAAAGGCGAGGAUCACCACGCUGAACGAGCAGCUCGGGCAGAUCCACUAUAUCUUUUCUGACAAGACGGGCACGCUCACGCAGAACAUCAUGACCUUUAAAAAGUGCUGCAUCAACGGGCACAUAUAUGGAGACCCUCGGGAUGCCUCUCAACACAGUCAUAGCAAGAUAGAGGAAGUUGAUUUUAGUUGGAAUACAUAUGCUGAUGGGAAGCUUGCAUUUUAUGACCAUUAUCUCAUUGAGCAAAUCCAGACAGGGAAAGAGCCGGAAAUUCGACAAUUCUUCUUCCUGCUUGCGAUUUGCCACACGGUCAUGGUGGAAAGAAUUGAUGGUCAAAUCAACUACCAAGCGGCUUCCCCUGAUGAAGGUGCUCUGGUAAAUGCUGCCAGGAACUUUGGCUUUGCCUUCCUGGCCAGGACCCAGAACACGAUCACCAUCAGCGAGAUGGGCACCGAGCGGACAUACAACGUUCUUGCCCUUUUGGAUUUCAACAGUGACCGGAAGCGGAUGUCCAUCAUUGUAAGAACCCCAGAAGGCAAUAUCAGGCUUUAUUGUAAAGGUGCUGACACUGUCAUUUAUGAACGGUUACAUCCAAUGAAUCCUACAAAGCAGGAGACACAGGAUGCCCUGGAUAUCUUUGCAAAUGAGACUCUCAGAACCCUGUGCCUUUGCUACAAAGAAAUUGAAGAAAAAGAAUUUGCAGCAUGGAAUAAAAAGUUUAUGGCAGCCAGUGUGGCCUCAACUAACCGAGAUGAAGCACUGGAUAAAGUGUACGAAGAGAUUGAAAAAGACUUAAUUCUCUUGGGAGCAACAGCUAUUGAAGACAAGCUACAGGAUGGAGUCCCAGAAACCAUUUCAAAACUUGGAAAAGCUGACAUUAAAAUUUGGGUGCUUACUGGAGACAAAAAGGAAACUGCUGAAAACAUUGGAUUUGCCUGUGAACUUCUCACCGAAGAGACCACUAUCUACUAUGGGGAAGAUAUAAAUGCUCUUCUUCACUCAAGGAUGGAGAACCAGAGGAACAGAGGUGGGGUCCACACAAAGUUUAUGCCUCCAGUGGAUGAACCGUUUUUUCCAUCUGCUGGAAAACGUGCCCUAAUAAUCACUGGUUCAUGGUUGAAUGAAAUUCUCCUAGAGAAAAAGACCAAGAAAAAUAAGAUCCUGAAGCUCAAGUUCCCAAGGACAGAAGAAGAAAGACGCUUUCGGACGCAGAGUAAAAGGCGGAUGGAAGUUAAGAAAGAGCAGCGCCAGAAGAACUUUGUGGACCUGGCCUGUGAGUGCAGUGCCGUCAUCUGCUGCAGGGUCACUCCCAAGCAGAAGGCCAUGGUGGUGGACCUGGUGAAGAGGUACAAGAAAGCCAUCACGCUGGCGAUCGGAGACGGGGCCAAUGAUGUCAACAUGAUCAAAACUGCCCACAUAGGCGUUGGGAUAAGCGGACAAGAAGGCAUGCAAGCCGUGAUGUCGAGCGACUAUUCCUUUGCCCAGUUCAGAUACUUGCAGAGGCUGCUGCUGGUUCACGGCCGCUGGUCUUACAUCCGGAUGUGCAAGUUCCUACGAUACUUCUUCUAUAAGAACUUCGCUUUUACCCUGGCUCACUUCUGGUACUCCUUCUUCAACGGGUACUCGGCACAGACUGCAUACGAGGACUGGUUCAUCACCCUGUACAACGUGCUCUACUCCAGCCUGCCUGUGCUGCUCACGGGGCUGCUUGAUCAGGAUGUGAGUGACAAACUGAGCAUUCGCUUCCCUGGGCUCUACGUGGUGGGCCAAAAGGACUCACUAUUCAACUAUAAGAAAUUCUUCGCAAGCUUGUUGCAUGGGGUUUUGACGUCGAUGUCCCUCUUCUUCAUACCUCUUGGAGCUUAUCUGCAGACCGUGGGCCAGGAUGGAGAGGCUCCUUCAGACUACCAAUCUUUUGCUGUCACGAUUGCCUCUGCUCUUGUAAUAACCGUCAAUUUCCAGAUUGGCUUGGAUACUUCUUACUGGACUUUUGUGAAUGCUUUUUCAAUUUUUGGAAGCAUCGCGCUUUAUUUCGGCAUCAUGUUUGACAUUCAUAGUGCCGGGAUGCAUGUCCUCUUUCCAUCUGCAUUUCAGUUUACAGGCACAGCUUCCAAUGCGCUGAGACAGCCAUACAUCUGGUUGACCAUCAUCCUGACCGUGGCCGUGUGCUUACUGCCUGUCGUGGCCAUUCGAUUCCUGUACAUGACCAUCUGGCCAUCAGAAAGUGAUAAGAUCCUGAAGCAGCGCAAGCGCUUGAAAGCCGAGGAGCAGUGGCAGCGCCGGCAGAGCGUCUUCCGCAGGGGGGUGUCCGCCAGGCGCUCGGGCUACGCCUUCUCCCACCAGCGGGGCUACGCCGACCUCAUCUCCUCGGGGCGCAGCAUCCGCAAGAAGCGCGCCCCACUGGACGCCAUCAUCGCCGAGGGCACCGCCGAGUACAGGAGGACCGUGGAGAGCUGACGCCUCCGCUCCGAGGGGGCCUGCAGCGAGACAGCCACACAGGAAAGGUCUAUUUUUUUAUGAAAGACUCACCGGACUUUUUAUAAAAUGGAAUUUGUCACAAGGAUGACAAAGAGAUGAUCACCUUUAUGACAACCUGCCUGGCUUGGACUAUGAAGCAACAGCAAGGCCACGAAUACCUGCUUGCCUGACCUAUUGCGCAACUGCUGGCAUCACCCACCGCGGACAGGUGUGCAGCCUCCAUCCAAGGCGCCAGGAGCAGAAAGCGCCACCUGUCGUCCUCACACGGCAUUGCAUCCUAAAGUCACAAUCAGAUUUUCCUGUAUUUUGCCUUAUUAACAGAGAUCUUUUACUUACAAUGGUAAGGACAAGAUUCAGUGUUCAUCGCCUGGAAGUGAUAAUGUUUCAUGUUCUCUAUUGGCUUAAUAAUUCAGUUCAAUGAAGGAAAAUGACUUAAACUUUUCUAAGCACAGGUUUCAUUUCUCUUUCGGUUUACUGUGGAUUAAAGUAGCAUAUUGCUUAUGUUUACUCUUUCUAUCCCACAGUGUUUAGUCCCUGUUUUCAUUUAAAAUGAUACAUUUAAAUAUCCAUGGACUUUUGAAAAAGUUUUUAGAAACUGAGGAUAUCAGUGAUAAAUUGCAGAAUAUUUUGCAAAGCUUUCUUUUGAAAAGCAACCUUUGUGCCUGCCUGUAUGUAGUUUAUAAGGGACUUGAACCAGAGACCUCACUCUUUUGUUCAACUGUCAUGUCUAGAGAGAAAAGGCUGUUUGGAAGUCACAUUUUUUAAAUCAGGCUAACAGUACAUCCUUUUAAAAUUGUAAACUUCAGGUAAUUAUGUAAACUACAGAGAGUCCUCAACUUCUAAUGGGGUUGUCCCAAUAAGCCCAUCACAAAUGAAAAGUUGAAAACAAUUAACUUUAAUUCUUCCACCUUUGCCUACUUUACCUUAAACAUUCUCAGAACACUCACAUUAGCCUACAGUUGGACAAAAGCAUCUAACACAAAGCCUGUUUUAUAGUAAGAGUUGAAUACCUCAUGUAAUUUGUUAAAUUCUACAUUGACAAUGAAAACCAAAAAUGCCCCAAUUCAAAAUUUGAAGUACAGUUUAUAGUAAAUGCAUACAGCGUUUGCCCCUUCAUAAAGUCUAACAAUUAUGUUCAACUAUUGCAAGUGGGACCAUCCGUAUAUACUCAGAGGUGAAAGUUCUUUUCCUAAGCUUUUUCCCAUUUUGUGUCUUUCACAUACCAGUUUUCCUAUUCUAGCGAAGACAGAAGUGCUUUCAGUAAUCCUGUUAAUUUAUCAUUAGUCCCUUUGAAUUUCUAUGAGAAAAUCACAUGUAUAUAGUUCAUUUUUCUAGGUAUGAUAGAGGAAUGAAUGGCUCUUUAUGGAAGCAAAUUUCUGAACGUUUACAACUCUUCCUUGUAAAUAAAAAGAAUUGUGUGUGUGUUUUUUAAAGAAGUUAGCUUGUGUAAUUGUCAGUUUCAGAUUUCUCUCCUGUUUUUGCAAUUGUGGGAAAGGUGGACAAUGCAAAUGUGUCAAACACUACACUGUUGGGUGCAAUAUAAACAAUUUGAAAAUGCAAAUUGCUUUGGAUAAAUUAUUUCUAUGUUCUGUAAAUCUAAGAUUAAUGUAUAUUUUGUUUAUAAAAU